UUUAUUUCGGUUUGUUGUUGAUUCGGUCCGCGGCACACAAAAAGUAAUCCUACAUAAAUAAAAAGUGUUUUGUGCAUUUAUUUAGUGCUAAUUUUAGGGAAGUUUGUGAUUUGGUAACCUCACUUUGGUUUGUGCUUUGGUGGCAGGAAUAAUAUCCGUAAAAUGACAGACCACUCCUUCAUUCCGGAGAUCGACGAGGAAGUGCUGGAGGAAACUGCUGACAACCAGUCAGUGGUGGUGAGUCUGCCGCUCGAAGUUUACAACGAGCAAGCGGAUGCUGUGAGGGCACUGCAGAUGGACGUCACAUUCAUAAAGCAGCAGCUUUCCAUGAUACAGGAGGCAUUACAAUCAAGCCCAUCAACAUCAUCUUCGUCCUCCGUCGACUUUGAAACAAUCCGGAACCUUAUGCCUCUAGGCUCGACCGAUGCUCUGGUCGAAUUCGAAGAAUUUUUGUUGAAAAAUGACAACAAAAAGAAAUUCGAAAAAUUUCUGGCAUCCUUCGUGCUUUUCAAAAAGCCAUUAAAAGAGAUCACUACAUCAUUCAUUGAAAAAGUGUAUGAUCUCGAGCUGCAGUCUCAGAUAAACUAUUCGGGGGCUGGCGGAAAACAGGCUCUUAAAAGCUUAUGCUCAACGCAAAUAUUGAUAAAAACCCUUGUUGAUCAAUCUCUUUUCGAGAGCAGCGACGAUCCAGCAGCCCUUGCGUGCGCCGAAUUCCGGUACCAAAUGCAGCAUGCCUGUGAUCGCAUCAAAAGCAGCAAACGCCGACAAACUGGGUCGGUUAGCCGAAAAAGGUUGAGCCGGCAAAAGUUAUCUGUUCCAUUGAAAAUGGAAACCCUUGAUAUAGUCGACGAUGGUGGAGCUUCGGAUGCAGCAGAAAGCGUGUGAAGUUCAUGACUUUGAAUGUGAAAGAAAAACUCAUGGAAUUUUAUCUGUUUUUUUAUUAUAUACGUUACAAAUAAGUUCUUUUAAACGUUUUAACUACUAUGUAUGAGUGGAGCGACGAAAUAUCCACAAUCCUUCGAAUAAAAUGGGAAGCACACCAUUUUGCU
Messenger RNA from Armigeres subalbatus, 1049 nucleotides. RefSeq lists its product as uncharacterized. The record is from RefSeq and is a predicted model, not a curated record. NCBI's taxonomy places the organism in Eukaryota, Metazoa, Arthropoda, Insecta, Diptera, Culicidae. The coding region runs from base 163 to 885 and encodes 240 amino acids. The transcript has 3 exons.